Anopheles marshallii is the source of this 1164-nucleotide messenger RNA. RefSeq lists its product as uncharacterized. The transcript has a single exon. The record is from RefSeq and is a predicted model, not a curated record. Bases 1 to 1164 code for a protein of 387 amino acids. NCBI's taxonomy places the organism in Eukaryota, Metazoa, Arthropoda, Insecta, Diptera, Culicidae.
AUGUUUGGUGAUAAACUAAAGCAAAAAAUUGAAGCGGAAUACAAACGCCACUUCGUACCCGGUGAUAACUCGAUGGAAAACGUUCAGCAAUCUGAUAAUGAGCCGGUGAAAACGGAGGUGACGGACCAGCCCGGCGAAACAAUGGACGUGGUACAACAACGACAGGAGCAGCGCCCACCCGAUUCGUCCAGUAAUGGCGAGGAAAGCGAUACAACACAGGAAGAUGGCAACAGUAGCCGGGGCGAGGUGAAAAAGUUGCGCGGUUUCUUUAAAAAACCACGUAACGCGCUGGAACGCAAGAAACAUGAUAAGGAACGGAAAGUGCGCCAGCUGCGCCGGUUCCGCAAGUUUUUAAUGCCGAAAAAUGCGAUCAUGGCAUUACACGAACUCCAGGGUCCCGGUAUGGCCGAGUUUACACUGAACUCGAUCGGACGAGAAAUGAAAGCAGAAGUAAUGAUCAACAACGUAAAGUAUGAGGCGACCGCACCGAACAAGAACCUGGCGAAGGCGAAAGUAUCCGAGAAGGCUUUACGCGAGGUGAUCUUGGCGCAAAUGACUCGCAUGAAGCAACAGCGGAUCGCGCAACAAAAACAACAGCAGCAACAGUCGCAGGAACACGCCGUAACUCCGGAGGUAACUAUGGAGGAUGAGGGAAUGGAUGGCAUUGAACCAGACGAUUUACCGAUGGAACAUCUAGCGUCGUUUGCUCUUCAUAAAUUAUUCGCGGAAUGGGAGGCGGAAGGAUUCGAAGUGCCGAUUUUGAAGAUGACCCGCGGGAAACUCACCACCCAGGCACCGGCAUCGGGUGAGAAGGGGGCCGGUCCUUCGCUCAUUCCGAAGAUAACCAAAACCGUUGCGGAUCUGCCACCGAACGCAGCGAAAUACCAUCCCACCGCACUGUUUGCAUACAUGCGUCCACAAGUUACGUUCGAAGAUCUCGGUUUGAACAUCGAUCAGCAGAACCGAGAAUUUAGUGUCGGCGUCAAAUGUGACGGUCAACAAUUUAUUGGCAAAGGCCGUUCGAAGAAGCUGGCUCGAAAGGCAGCUGCUGCCGAUGCCUGCAAGGAAUUAUUCGGUGUAGUGUUUGAUGAGAGUGUGCCGAAUGUUUCUAGUAAGAUAGAACCGAUACCCGUUCACACAAGCAGCACCAAUAAUGGGACUUAA